UUGUUCAUGACCUUCCCCACCCUGCUUAGUGCAGCUUGACGAAGACCCAAGCGAAGACAUGCAGGCAACAACAGAGCUGUGAAUGCGCUCUCAUGGCUCCAAAGUACGCUCCCAGUCUUCGAGCCCGGUUUCCACCUGUGGCUCUUCUUCUGCAAACCAUAUUUAUUGUCAUUUUUGCCUUUUUUGUGGAAAUAGAGGACUAUGGCAAGAAAAAAGAAGAAGAGUUCUUUGCUUCAUAUGCAAAAUUCCAGGAUAUCCAUGUGAUGGUCUUUCUGGGUUUUGGCUUCUUGGCUACAUUCCUGGUGCGCUAUGCUUUUAGCAGCGUAGCGUUCAGCUUGCUUGUUGCCGCCCUGGCCGUGCAGUGGGCCACCAUCCUAAAGGGCUUCCUGACAUUUGACAGACACGACUGGACCAUCCGCAUCCACUUCAAUAGUUUGGUAGAAGCCGAGCUGUGUGCAGCAUCAACUCUCGUGGCUAUGGGAGCCAUCCAUGGAAAAACCAACUCGGUCCAACUUCUGAUCUUUGCUCUGAUAGAGGUCACAGGGUUUGUACUAAACCAGUGGCUCAUAAACUCCAUGUUCCAGCUUCAAACACAGAGAGAGGCACAAGGCAUUGUGCUCAUCAACAUCUUCGGCGCACUUUUCGGAGUCAUGACAUCACGCUUGCUCUUUCGUAGCGAGAUGCAGCCCAAGCACGAGAAAGAGAAGGUCAGCAGAAGGACAGGCCUCUUUGCCAUGUUUGGGACUUUGUUCCUGUGGAUGUUCUGGCCCAGUUUUAACUCAGCGAUGAAGAAGAAUAUCAGUGUGAUUUGCACCACGUAUCUGUCUCUGGCUGUCAGCGCCGUCACAGCAAUGGUCGUCUCUGUGAUGUCCAGCUCUAAAGGCAAGAUCAACUUGGUGCACGUUCAGAGCUCCAUGCUGGCCGGCGGCAUCGCCAUCGGAGCUGUAGUGAAUUCACCUCUACCUCCUUUUUGGGUUGUCAUGUUGAUCGGCAUGUGUGCCACACUGUUGUCGACGCUGGGAUUUCGAUAUUUGAAGGACCAUAUGCUAUUUGCUUUUGAUUGCCACGAUACUGGUGGUGUCCUGAGUGUUCACGCAGUGCCGGGAAUUCUGGGAUGGGCUGCUGAACUCACAUGGCGACUGAUCAAAAUCGACAACAGCACAAUUGCUAUCCGGUAUGCAGUGCAUCAAAUCUGUAUUUUGCUCAUGACUGUCAGUGUGAGUCUGGUCAUGGGUCUUAUCACAGGACUGAUUUUAAAAUGGAGAUUCUGGAAACCUCAACAGGACAGGAAGUGCUAUGAUGACCAGGCCUUCUGGGAGUUCCCACAUCUACUGGUGCACAAGUGAGACCAACAUUGAAAACGCUCAGGAAGCAACAACAUGAGGACUUAUGUAUGGAUUUUCUGUGUAUUUGUGAAUGAUUUUGAUUUGUGUGCACGCUUUGUUUUGGGUGGGGGUGUUUUGAAAGAAAUAAACAUUCACAAUUGCUCAGUAGGAUGAAAAUACACACAGAAAUGCGGCAGGUAACCGGAGACGACCGAAACUGACCUGUGAUGGAGGUCAUAGUUAUUAUCACAUUAGAUUCAAGUUUUUUGUUUUUUUUUGUUACUUAUAUUUACAGGACUGUGCAAAAGUCUCGAGUCAUCCAUCAUUUAUUCAUAUUUUGUGUCCAAAGAGUCAGAUCUGUCUGGUAUUUUUAAUUUCGAGGAAUAGUUCUCCAGGCUUCAUGAAGGAAUUCUUUGGCGCUCAUUUUCAGUCCAGUCUCCGUACCUGAGCAGUAUCAGAGAAAGGUCUUUUUUUAUGUUUUGUUUUUUAAGCCACAGUGACCUAUAAAUCAGUCAAGCAUAAAAACACUACCUUAGGGUAUGAAACAGUGAGAAACAGAUGCAGAUGAUGAGUAUACUGCUGAUGCUGAAUGCUAAGUGGUUGGAACAGACGAGAGGGGAAAUGAGGCUGCUGCUGAGGUUGUUACAUAAACAACCAUUCUUAAAUGCUAUCUUUAGGCACUUUGCAGCCUGUCACAGCAAAAUAUUUAACAUUUCUUUAAUUUAAUCGUCAUAAUUAAAUAUGAAGAAAUGUGGAGUGGCUCAAGACUUUUGCACAGCACUGUGUAUAUUGUAUAAUUAUAUAUAAAAUGCAUUUUUAAAUGUGGCUUAUAUUUUCCAGUGUUAUGAAACUUCUAUGUCAUUAAUAAAAUAUGUAGUUCUUGCCGAU
This is a messenger RNA of Clarias gariepinus (North African catfish), 2213 nucleotides long. It is a transcript of the gene rhd, whose product is annotated as Rh blood group, D antigen. The transcript has 10 exons. Gene Ontology annotation, biological process: ammonium transmembrane transport; ammonium homeostasis. The record is from RefSeq and is a predicted model, not a curated record. NCBI's taxonomy places the organism in Eukaryota, Metazoa, Chordata, Actinopteri, Siluriformes, Clariidae. Bases 93 to 1346 code for a protein of 417 amino acids. Gene Ontology annotation, molecular function: ammonium channel activity. Gene Ontology annotation, cellular component: plasma membrane.